Molecule: messenger RNA, 701 nt
Organism: Paramisgurnus dabryanus
Lineage: Eukaryota; Metazoa; Chordata; Actinopteri; Cypriniformes; Cobitidae
Product: C-C motif chemokine 4-like
Biological process (GO): immune response
Cellular component (GO): extracellular region
Molecular function (GO): chemokine activity
Source: RefSeq, a predicted model, not a curated record
GAAUCUCAUUCAACAGUGUUUGUUAAUACUUAGAAAUGGAUUUAGAUGAAUAUCUGUUAGAGGAAGAUCUCUACUGUUGUGUAUAUAAGAAGAUGUUCAGAUGAUAUUCUUCACACAUCAAUCUCUCAUCCAACUCUGAGAUCUUGAAGCUCAACACAACUUCUCCAGGAUUCAUUUCUUCACAUCAUCUAAAACAAUGAGACAUCUGAUGGCUUUGAUGUUUCUGGUGAUCUUCGGCUCUCUGCAGCUGACUACAAGUGCUCCAGUUGCCCCUGGUUUAGCCAAAUCAAUAUGCUGUGUUAAGUUCAGCAAUGCACAGAUUCCUCUGAAACUGGUGAAGUCGUACUAUAAAACCGACAGCAGCUGCUCCAAACCAGCGAUUGUGUUUCAGACUGACAAAAGGUUGAUCUGUGUAGAUCCAGAAACCAGCUGGGUGAGCAACCACAUCGCCAAAGUGGAUAUGAAAACUUCAACUAGCACAACAACUACAAUUACUACAGUACAAAAACCUAAACCAACACAGUCUUUAUAAUCUGUUUAAACUAAACAUCUUGUACAUAUACUUUACUCCUAUAUAGGUUAUUAUUUGGAAAUGAUAUACUGUAUGAUGACAAUAUUUUUUACUAAAUAUUCGUAACUUGUCUAAAUAAAAUAUAUAUUUUUACAUUUUAUACUCUUUUUAAUAAAAUUUUGAUAAUAAA